Molecule: messenger RNA, 383 nt
Organism: Linum tenue
Lineage: Eukaryota; Viridiplantae; Streptophyta; Magnoliopsida; Malpighiales; Linaceae
Source: the annotation of a GenBank genome assembly
GCUCCCGAGAGAAACUAUGACAUUGAAGAAGAUGGAAACUUGUCUAUUUUCUCGACCAAAGUUCAAAAAAAGGUCAAAGGAGGCGUAUUCUUGACGAAGUUAUUCUGAGGCUGGAGGUGAAGUUCAAUAUUGUCAAUGUGGGAGACAUUGUGGUGAGAGGUCAUAUUUGGAGGCAAUUCAUGAGGAUUGUGAAGGGUAGAAGAAGCUAUUACCGGAAGGUAUACCGUCGCUAUAAUGAAACAGCAAAGGAGCAUAAACCACGUUGUCUAGAUCAACAGAUAUGGUAUGACUUAUGUGACUACUGGGCCACUCCAAAAGUACAGGCACUAUGUGAUAAGAACACGGAAAACAGGAAUAUGGUCCAGCAUGUCAAUUGCCAAGGA